This is a messenger RNA of Paramecium tetraurelia, 1608 nucleotides long. RefSeq lists its product as uncharacterized. The record is from RefSeq and is a predicted model, not a curated record. The transcript is spliced from 2 exons. NCBI's taxonomy places the organism in Eukaryota, Ciliophora, Oligohymenophorea, Peniculida, Parameciidae.
AUGAGUCAGUUGAAAUUUGUAAGAUCGAAGAGUACCUCUAGAUCAAAUCCUUUGCGCAGAUUAAAAUAACAAUUAAAGCAAGUUUAGAAACCUGGGAAACUCUAUGUCAGUGUUGGAAGAAGCAGGUAAUCUCCAUAACCCAAUGAAGAAUUACCCAUUUCAACGCCAAGAAACAAGAUGGAUUUAAAAUUACUUUAACUGCAUCAGAUCAAUGAGAAUACUGUUCCACUGUAAUAAUCGGUUGGAUGGCAAUCGUUGCUUCCCUUGUCUCAUGAUGUCAGGAUAAUCAACGAUUCAUAUAAACCACCAAAUUCAACUUAAUACAAUGGAAAUUGGAGGAAUAUUGACAGCAAUUAGCACUACUACACUCAAACCAAUUAUUGUCGUUCCAAACAAAGUGAAAGUGCAAAAACAGAUAAAUUGUAUACCUAUCAAGUCCAAUCAACCAAAUUAAAUUCAUCCGAUCAAUUAUCAAUCUCUGCAAAUGAUUCAAAUACUACUUCCAAAUUCAAUUUCAAUUAAAUCGCACUCAAAUAAAGCUAAAAAAUUAAUUAAUAAUUGAGCUCAGAUACGAAAUAAUGCAGAUUAUACAACUCCACUCAUUCAAAUACCAACACAAAAUUCAAAAAUGAGAGUGAGAUCUCUGAAUAAAGUAACAAAUAAUAAAAAAAUGAAAAAUUUGAAUCAAUCAUUUUAGACAUUUAUCCAACAUCUGCAAGAAUGAAAUAAAUUAAGACUAAACCUAUUAUUGAACAAAAUGAAGAUGAAGAAUUAUAAGGAAUGAAAUGUAGUACUCAAUCAUCCUAAAAGGAAAUACCAAAGUUUUAUAGUGAAAUUUUAUGUGAUGGAUCACUUUUUUUAAAUGGACCUAAAAGAUUUAAAGAUACAGAAAUUCAAACUAAUUUCACUCAAUCUAAUAAUAUUGAAACUACCAAAACUUCUCAAUUGAGUUAAACUUGCAAAUCCACUACAAAUGCUUCUGUUUAAACAAAAUCAAAGAAAAAGAAUUUAGGUUUAUUCUAAUAUCAACUUUCAUACUUAUCCCCAAAGACAGAUAAAAAUUUCUUAGAGAAUGAUUUAAUAUCGUUAGAUGACUUUUAAUCAUAAAUUGUCUAUGAGACUUAACAAGAAAACAAAAACAAGAUGAAAAAUUAACAUUUCCAAGAGAUUGACAUUAAUAAUAAAUCCUAAGUUUCACUUUAAAAGGGUAAUAUUUAUUUGUCAAAUCAAUUACUUUUGGAUCCUGAGGAUGAUUCAUAACCUUUCUACUUAUAAGCUGAACCCAAAGAAAUUAAUUCUAAUUUAUUUGAUAAGAAAUCCAAUAAAUAAAAGAGUAUUUCUAAAGAGUUGGCACAUAAUAAUAGUUGUACAAACCUUUCAAAGGGUAAAAUCGAAAAAAGUGCUUCAUUUUAAAGUGUAAAUUGUUACAAAGACCAUUUAAAAAUCCUAAUAAAUUAGAGUUCUCAAAAUAAUUGUAAAAUUGAUUAGAAUUAAUCUUACUUAGUUUAAGAUAAUAAAACCAAUAAAUAAAGAUACCCACUGAGAACUUCAUAAAACAAUUAGAGUACAAUGAAACAAUAAAAGUCAAAAAUAACAAAAAAAAAAUGA